This is a messenger RNA of Tripterygium wilfordii, 2253 nucleotides long. Its product is annotated as dof zinc finger protein DOF5.3-like. Bases 763 to 1701 code for a protein of 312 amino acids. Gene Ontology annotation, biological process: regulation of DNA-templated transcription. Gene Ontology annotation, molecular function: DNA-binding transcription factor activity; DNA binding. The transcript has a single exon. The record is from RefSeq and is a predicted model, not a curated record. NCBI's taxonomy places the organism in Eukaryota, Viridiplantae, Streptophyta, Magnoliopsida, Celastrales, Celastraceae.
GCCACUCAACUCCUCCACCUGUGUUUUUCAUUUCUCCAAACUGCCCUUCUAAGCGUCCAGAGAGAGAAAAACGUCAAAUGAAAGUGGAAUGAGAGAGAGGGAGAGCGAGGUUGCUUAACUCUGACACAGCCACCACAACAUCCCCCAAUUAAACCACCACAGUCGAAGCCAUCACGGCACUCUCCUCCUCCGACGCCUUAGCCAACGAACUGUCUUCUUUUAGGUCUCCUUUUGUCCUGUGCUUUAUUGUUGUUUUGUGAACAUACAAAUGGAGUGCCAGUUGUUGUGGAUUAUGCGUAUUUUUCUCUACGGUCUCUGUAGAGAACAUAAUCUAUUACCCUGAAACCCUGUCCGUCUGUGGGAACUUUGCAAUUUGACAAAACCCGUACCCCUCUCUGGCAGGUGGCAAUCUGUCUCUAGUUUUGGUUCCAAUCUAAACUUAAUGCUGCAAGAUGACAAAGUGUUUGUUGAAAAUCCUGUGAGAGUUUUUUAAAGAGGAGAUUUGAGUUUUUAAUUUUCUGAUCAUCUGGGAUUCAGGAGACCAUUGUUUGGGCAUGAACCAGAUUAAGAGUGGCCCUGGUUUUGCGAUUUUGUGUAGAUUCUCAAGACCCACUGAAGGACACGUUGAGCUCAUUCAAACCCCCUAUCUGAAACGCUUGCAUGCUGUGUACCAACCCCCUAAACCAAUAUAAAGGAAACCCAAUUCAAUAGAAAUCAAACCCAUUAUAAAGAUUGAAUUUUUGGGGUGAAAAGGAGAAAGAGAUGAUGCAGAGUGAGAGAGGGGAUGGUGGAGGGAGUGAAGAGAUGAGGCAGAAUCAGACGUCGAAACCACUUCAAGGAGAUCAACAACAGCCGCCUUCACCACACCCUCAACAAUGUCCUCGUUGCGAAUCCUUGAAUACAAAAUUCUGUUACUACAACAAUUACAGUCUCUCUCAGCCUCGUUACUUCUGCAAGACUUGUAGAAGGUACUGGACUCAGGGUGGAACCCUGAGAAAUGUGCCCGUAGGAGGCGGUCCCCGGAAGGGAAAGCGAAAAACGACAUCAUCUGGUGAGAAUUCUAGCUCUCAGCCUAAUCAGCCAAAUCCACCUCAGAAUUUCACAGCCCCGCGAACUAUGGGCAUUGCCAAUUCAGCUAUUAGUUCUAGUCCUGCUGUUAUGAGGACUAAAGAAUCUGGUGUGCCUUCAAUGGAAUCAUAUUAUCAAGGAGGUAGGUUCUUGUCUUCUUUAGCAGCAAUUCAGUCUCUCCAACCACCACGACCUUUUAAUCAGCCUGUGAGUCUUGGUGGCGGUGGGGAUUUGGGUGGUUCUUCAAAUUUGGGUCUGCUGCAGGGUUUCAAUGUCAAUAUCAAUGUGCCUUCUUUUGGGUCAAACCAGCAACUUAAUCAGCAGAGACAGUUUUAUCAAAUGGGUGCUGAUAGAGAUAAGAGUACUUCAGGUCUCAUGUUUCCAUCCGAUCAACAAGAAAGCUUGAUGAUACAAUCAAGCCGCCCUGGUUCUUCAAGCUCUUCUCAGCACAAUUGGCACCAGAAUUUCAUCAACAAUACUAACCCCAAUGUCUCUGAUACAACUAUGUGGAGUACUGUCAGUACCAGCACUGGAAGCAACAGUAAGAAUACCACCACUACUGCUGGAAGCUCCAGUACUUCUGUGAAUCCCAAUCAGUGGCCUCAUCUUCCGGGUUAUGGUGCUCCACCAUAAUCUGUCUUCUUUAAGUUCCCAACAUAGCAUGACUCCAUGAAAUAUUUUGGCUUUAUGUACAUAACAAAACAUUGAAUAACUUCAAAUCUUUUUUUUUUUCCCUUUUAAUGGUUUCAAAGUGUUUUUCUUUAUUUGUUUUCAUGGGUUGGGGGACACAGUACAGACUGUACAGUUCAUGCAGAAAUGGACAGAUUUCUAUACUGUCAUUGUGCUUACAUGUAGAGAUCAUGACUUCCUGGGUUUUGCUCAAGUUGUUUGAACUUUUGAGCUAAGAUAUAUAUGUAGUGAGCUCUGGUUUGAUUGCCUUAUCUCUACUUUAAUCGGGUAGAAGUGCAUUUAUCUUUUCUGUUAAUUAGUGUUUUUGAGAGCCAAAAAAGAGGAUGGAGAUAGAGGCAAAGAGUGCAUGAUGUGGUGGAGCUGAUGUGUUUUGUCAAAGUUGUUGGAGAAGAGAAGAUGGUUUGUUCUGGUGCUGUCUGUUUUGCAUGUGGAUGACUAAAGACACUGAGAUAUGCUUUAAUAAAUCACUUUAAUAAAACUUCUAAAUGCUUUUAA